Molecule: messenger RNA, 2746 nt
Organism: Gaeumannomyces tritici R3-111a-1
Lineage: Eukaryota; Fungi; Ascomycota; Sordariomycetes; Magnaporthales; Magnaporthaceae
Exons: 10
Coding region: 411-2438 (675 amino acids)
Biological process (GO): DNA-templated transcription; regulation of DNA-templated transcription
Molecular function (GO): DNA-binding transcription factor activity, RNA polymerase II-specific; zinc ion binding; DNA binding
Source: RefSeq, a predicted model, not a curated record
CUUGCAUCGGGAUUUCGUUGGUCUUUUAUUUCUCCCCAAUUAGUCACUGCUAGAUUCCAGGGAUUCUCCUCUUUCUGCAUCUCGACCUACAUACAAACCCAACGCCCAUCCUCUCAACAUCCUCCACGUACUAGGUACUUACAAUAUCUACCUACCUAUCACUUACCUAGGUAGGCACUUACCUAGGUACCUACCUAGUCUCGAGAACUCCCCCCUUCUGGUUGACGUCGCCCCAUACAACCCCCCCGAUAUCGCCAGCCAGCCAGAGUCCGACUACAGCACGUUUUCUCCCUGCCGCUUAGCUACAUCCCGAUCCUCCCAUGAUAGCCACGCUGUCUGGGUAAAACCGACACCCGGCGGUUCAGUCCCAAACCCGAAGGCGGCCAACCCGAAAGAACAUAGCACAGACCAUGACAAGUGAGAUAGCGGGGGCGAACUCGCUAGUCAGCCCCAGGUCGAGCAUCUCUGGGGCCUCGAGCAAUAUAAGGAAGGAACGGGGAGCGAUCGCGGCUCAGGCUUGCGACACAUGUCGUUCCAGGAAACAACGAUGUGAUGAACAGAGGCCCAAGUGUGGCACUUGCUACAGAUUCAAGCUCGAGUGUCACUACAGGGAGCCACAGCCAACAAAGAAAGACAAAACCCUCGUGGAGAUCCUUGCCCGCAUCAAAAGUCUCGAGGGAAAGUUUGACAGUAUGAACACGCAGCAUGCCGGCUUUACGACCCCUCUAUACGGCCAUCUCGUGACCACUCCGGGCUUUCAAACCGCGUCGUUUGCGCGAUCCGGCGAUCUCUCCGCCAUUCCAGCAAGGCUUUCUGGCUCGGACGAUAGCGGACCCAGUUCAAUCACAAUGGCGCCAUAUACCUACACCUCGUCGGUACACCAAAUGCUCAGGUGGCCUGUUGUACAGGGUCUUCUCGAGUCCAUCAGCCUGAGCAUACCGAGCGUCAGUGCCUCCACGAUAGAGUCUGAAGGGGCUACCAGGGCACUCGGCCUGGACAACCCAACCAACCGCCUACCGACAGGGGAUGCCGGGGCCGUCACUUAUGCCCUCACUACAGUUGGGAUCUCGGCGACGCACUUCACGACCCAGGUUUUAGGAUCGGUCGCGCGGGAUGGGUUUACGGACUCGAUACAGUCGACUCUCGUCUUCUUGGUGCUUGCUCUUGGAGAGAUUGCCAUCCUCGGCUUCCAUGGACCUCCCGUUUCCGCGUCGGGCAGCCCUCAACCAAGCGGCGUCAAGGGCGGGACGCCGCGACACCCUCCCGGGCUGGCCCUCUUCAACGAAGCGAGGCGUCGGAUGGGGUUCAACUUGACGGAAUGCUCGCUUGAGGCCGUCCAGGUGUUUGCGCUGGCGGGCAUGUAUUGCGAAGCUUGCUCAAGUCACAUGGAAUUCUGGCGGAUGACGACGACGGCUUCCCUCGCAUGCCACGCCCUGAUAACCGGAAACCCAUCAGAGUUGAGCUCCCCGCGAGGCACCAUGAUCAGACGAUGCUUCUGGUAUUGUUGCAUUGUAGAAAACUAUCUUGGAACCGAACUUGGACUUCCUCAAAGCGGCCUGGAGAGCUUAGAGGACGCCGUGGGCCCGCCAGCACUAACGGUUUCGUUCACGCCCGAAAAUUUCGUCGGCACGCAUUGGCCACUCUCCCAAGAGUACUUGGCCUCGGCAAUAGCCUUGCGGCGUCUCUCGUUGGAUGCUCACAAAACGCUAGGCCAACCUUUGAACCAAUACGCCUCUGGCGUCGACGCCGAGGCACUGAACCGCACGCUCGAGGAGCUCAUCAUGAACCUGGAGCAGUGGAAGAUGAUGGUGCCACCACAGCUGCGCUGGACCGAAUCCCGGCCCGAGGAAUUCCCCAACCCGGGCGGGCCGCUAGCCCACGCGAUGCCGGAGCUCUUGUCCAUGGCCAUGGCCCCGUCAGGCGUGGCCGACGAUGCGCCGCCGUGCCCCCGGGCCAUGUUCACGACGGACCUCGCGGCCGAGCCGGCGACGUACCCGUCCAACCUCGACGUGCAGGUGGCGGUGCUCCGGUCGCGCUACUACUACGCCAAGCUCAACAUAUACCGGCAGCACGUGUUCCGGGUGCUCAACCACCCGGAGCAGAUGCGGGCCGAGGACGCGCGCGGGGCGGCCGAGUGCCUCCGGGCGUGCCUCAAGUGGCCCGUCUCCAUGUCGCCGACGUCGACGCACAAGCGGCUGGUGCCGUGCCUCUUCUUCUGGACGCAGAACAUGCUCGGCAUGCUCGUGCUGCUGCACCUGAGCCAGAGCGUGCAGAUCCUGUCCACGAUCCGGCACACCCUCUGCGGCGAGGGCUUCGAGCGCGAGGCGGGCGAGACCGUCAUGCUCUACAUUGCGUGGAUCCGGGACCUGAAGAGCGUGGACUCGGCGGCCGGGUGGGCCUGGGAGAUUGUGAGGGCGAUAUACAACCUUGAAGAGUGAAGCAUGGAUAUCUGGGGCGUGAUGUGGCGUGGCGUGGCGUGGCGUGGUGUGGUGUGGUGCGGCGCCGGGAUGAUUCGAGCACCCCAAAUCUCGACCACCCACACACCCCCAAAGGCCGCCCGCCGCCCCAUUGAUGAAUGUGAAUUUGCGGGAAACGACGAGGACCGCCACGUUAUGCUAUGGGACAAGCAUGUUUAGGUUUCGACGAGAUUAGCUCUGGGCGGGCAAAUGAGGCGAGCUCGGACCAUGGAAGCUCCAUAUGAGUGAGAGAGCAGAAGGAAACAAGGAAAAAAAAAAAAAAAAAAAAA